UGUCUCGCGAAUAGCAAGCUCGUGCAAGUACUCGAGCGAGCGAGUUUUCUCCAGUCAGACGUGGAGUCAGUCUGAGAAGUCGUCUCAGCUUUGGGUCAGAAUACGAGGGGGAUGUUGGAAAAGCUACGGCUUGUUGUAGAAUCUUUUCGUAAUAAUGCAGCGCACAACGACGCGAUCCACUUUCGACGUGCAUGUUUUAUGCUCUCCGUUCUCGUGAAUAAGCUUAACGCUGAUUGUAAAAUCAGUUUUUUUUUUUUAUUUGGUUACCGAUGGUGCCGAUUGAAAGACGAAACUCGACGGAAUUGUCUCGAUUCUUGCAACAAGUUGCAAGAAAAGAAAGAGAGAAAGAAGAGAGAAUGAAAGAGUGCCGAAAGAAGAUGAAAAAGAUGAAAUUUAGUAGAAAAAAAAGAAACGAAAUUCUGUGUGUAAAACAGAUGUCUGAACCUGCAAGUGAUCAUGUAGAUGCAUUGGAAGAGGAAUUGGAAGUGGAGUCUGAUUAUAAGCCUCCACCAGAAAAAACUAUUGAACAAAUCCUAGAGACAGACAAGGAGGAUGAGAGUCUACGGAAAUAUAAAGAAACGCUUUUAGGAGAAGCCAAGGCUGGUGGUGUUGUAGUAGAUCCUAAUGAUCCUAGACAAGUAAUAGUAAAGAAAUUGGCUCUCUGUGUUGCCGAACGACCCGACAUGGAAUUAGAUUUGACUGGUGACUUGGCACAGUUGAAAAAACAGACAUUUGUCAUUAAAGAAGGUGUAAGCUAUAGAAUCAGGAUUGAUUUUAUCGUACAACGUGAGAUUGUGCAUGGGUUGAAGUAUGUUCAGAAAACUUAUCGUCUCGGUGUACCUGGAGUCACAGUGGACAAAAUGACGCAUAUGGUGGGAUCAUAUCCUCCUAAGACGGAGCUUCAGUCUUAUACUACGCCAGCCGAAGAUGCGCCAGCUGGUGUAAUGGCACGAGGUUCCUACAGCGUCAGUUCACUCUUUACGGACGACGACAAGCACGAACAUCUCAAGUGGGAAUGGGCGUUUGAGAUUAAGAAGGAUUGGAAAGAAUAAGUCGUUUCCUAUUUCGUAGAAAUACGAAAGGAGUCGAAGAGAUAAUAAUUAUUCAUAAGUAGCAUUACCAUACACUCUGCGAAUAAUAAUUAAAGAAACAAAAUGCCAAAACAGAUUUAUACAUUCACGGAUGCAUUCUUAAUGUCAUUUAAUUGCGCUCGAUACUGUGUUGCCAUAUAUAACAUCAAAUCAACUAAUCAUAUAUUUUAAGUAAAAACACAGAAAAAGAAUGUAUAAUCGAUAUUUAUUAAGAGCUGUCCUUAUAUUUGAUUGGAUAUCCAAUCAUAAGAAUAGUACUCGACAAUUGCGAGAUACACGCGCGAGGGCGCGCGCGCGCAGGCACACACACACACACACACACACACA
Harpegnathos saltator (Jerdon's jumping ant) is the source of this 1418-nucleotide messenger RNA. Its product is annotated as rho GDP-dissociation inhibitor. Gene Ontology annotation, biological process: Rho protein signal transduction. Bases 270 to 1052 code for a protein of 260 amino acids. Gene Ontology annotation, cellular component: cytoplasm; membrane; cytosol. Gene Ontology annotation, molecular function: Rho GDP-dissociation inhibitor activity; protein binding. The transcript is spliced from 5 exons. The record is from RefSeq and is a predicted model, not a curated record. Lineage: Eukaryota; Metazoa; Arthropoda; Insecta; Hymenoptera; Formicidae.